Messenger RNA from Notothenia coriiceps (black rockcod), 582 nucleotides. RefSeq names its product ankyrin repeat and death domain-containing protein 1A-like. The transcript has 6 exons. Bases 1 to 582 code for a protein of 193 amino acids. NCBI's taxonomy places the organism in Eukaryota, Metazoa, Chordata, Actinopteri, Perciformes, Nototheniidae. Gene Ontology annotation, molecular function: protein binding. The record is from RefSeq and is a predicted model, not a curated record.
AUGGGCACAACUACAUCCCACGAGUUUGACACACGAAAUCACCCUGUGUUGUUGCUUUUUGCUGCCCUGAAGCACCCCCUGAUAUCCCUCCUUCCUUAUCUCUCAUUGCUGACAGUGCUGUGUUCAGAGAAGGAGUUCCAUGAUGCUGCACGGAGGAACGACACAGGGAAAAUGCAGGAACUCAUCAAGAAGGGCGUUAACGUCAAAGCCAAAAACAAAAUUGACCGUAAGGCCCUGCACUGGGCAGCCGGAGCGGGGAGCGAACAGGCUCUGCAGAUGCUUCUGGAACACGACACUGAAGUGAACGAGAGGGACUCGUUUGGCAUGACCGCUCUGCUCCUCGCCUCCUGGUUUGGUCACCUUAAAGUCCUGCAGAUCCUGGUGUCCUGUGGAGCAAAGCUCAACAGUGAGAACAAAGAUGGUCUCAGUAUGCUGCACUGUGCUGCCCAGCGAGGCCACAUCAAAGUAUUGGAGUUCAUCAUGGAGGACCUUGAGGACAUCCGGCUGGACCGAGUUGACAAGUCCAAACAGAAGAACUCCAGAUUCUCGGUCACGCAAGACUUUGAACCAAAGAGCAGGUAA